UAAAAAUCCAUUUCUGUAUCCUUAGGAAACACGUCACAUCCUCAUGAACUACGAACAUCCUCCACCAUAUCCUGGCCCAGGCGCAACUGCCCCAUACCCACCAUAUACACAGCAACCAGGUGGGCCACCGGGUCCUGGUCCAUAUCCUGGCUACCCACCAGGGCCUACAGGGCCAUAUCCAGCAGGUGAACCAGGCUACCAAGGCUAUCCAGCCUAUGGGUGGCAGAAUGCUCCCCAACAAGGAUGGCAGAAUGCUCCCCCACCUCCAGGACCGGUCUAUGCAGAUGGACCUAAAAAUACAGUGUAUGUUGUGGAAGAGCGGCGAAGGGAUGACUCGGGCGAAAGUGCCUGCCUGACGGCGUGUUGGACUGCACUGUGCUGCUGCUGCCUUUGGGACAUGCUGACCUGAGUGCCCUGAGAAGCCACGCCUCUCAAUACCUCUUAACUCGGAGUGCUAUGCAUUCGUCUCCUCUUCCUCCUCGACAGCUUUUUAGUACUGUUAUAAAUGAUCUGCUUUGCACAGGCGACAGUAACACGUGUCUGCCAUAGAGAUAGCACCAUGAUGUUGGUUAUGCACUUUUUAGUUUUAGUGGAGGAAAACUUCACCCACCCACCCCUUUAUAGCAUAUGUUUCUAAGACUUUAUGGUUGUUCUUUAAAGAAUGUGCUAAAUACUUUUGUUGUUGUUGGCAAAAUAGCUUUUACUACAAAUUAUGUAUUUAUAAUUUUUACCAUUCUUUAAAAUGGAAUAAUAUGCAAUAAUUUAAGCCAAUCAUUUAUGUUUUUCUUACUUACUUCCACUUCUGUUUUAAUAAACUUCGUCCAAUAAAGA
Molecule: messenger RNA, 831 nt
Organism: Elgaria multicarinata webbii
Lineage: Eukaryota; Metazoa; Chordata; Lepidosauria; Squamata; Anguidae
Gene: CYSTM1
Product: cysteine rich transmembrane module containing 1
Exons: 2
Coding region: 44-409 (121 amino acids)
Cellular component (GO): extracellular exosome
Source: RefSeq, a predicted model, not a curated record